Gossypium arboreum is the source of this 2231-nucleotide messenger RNA. RefSeq names its product homogentisate solanesyltransferase, chloroplastic. The record is from RefSeq and is a predicted model, not a curated record. Lineage: Eukaryota; Viridiplantae; Streptophyta; Magnoliopsida; Malvales; Malvaceae. The transcript has 10 exons. Gene Ontology annotation, molecular function: prenyltransferase activity. Gene Ontology annotation, cellular component: membrane. The coding region runs from base 883 to 2058 and encodes 391 amino acids.
AAGAAAAUAAUAUCCUAGUAGUUUUCUACCAUGACUUUCUAAAAGCUUUUCUUAUUCUCUCUGAGUCUUCUUCCUCUUCCUAGAAUGUUUUAGAUGAGUUAUCAUCAGAGUGUUAAUAAAGUAUGCUCUGUGCUUGCCAUUCUUAAUGGAUCCUGCACAUCAGAAACAUUAAAACUCAGAAUUAUGAUGUCAAUCUUGUUGUGUUUAAUAUAAGAUUCUUGAGUUAAGUUUUUGUAGCUAAAAAACAGUGCCUGUUGAAAUGCCCGUGUAGAUUAAGGGCUUAUGAUGGCAUAGCUGCUCCAUUUUCUUGAUUCUAGCAUCUUCUAUUUCUCACACCCCGAAUACAGAAUAAUUAUUGCUAUCAGCAAUAUAUAUCUUGAUUUAAAAAAAAUACAUUUCAAUUUUUUUUUCGGAAGAUAAUAUACAUUUCCGUUUAGUGAAGGUCCAUUACAUCGUUUCAUGCCAAGGCCCAUAGUACCAAUUUAUAUUGAACUUUCGCAUAAUAUGCGUCAAAAUUUGAAAAUAAUACGGAAAGGAGGUGCAAACCUUCCCUACACCGCUGGUUACAUUGGAUCCAUUCAUUAUCUUAUAGUAUUUUCUUCAAGCAGUACUAGCUGUAACUUUGCUCCGAAGGAGCAGUUUUUCCUUUUAACUAUUUCAAAAGCAUAUGGUUGCAAAAAUUACAUAAUCUAUUGCUGAUAAGUGUAAAUUACAAAACUUUGAUGGUUAGGAAAGAAAAUAAGUGGAAAACUAACAAAGGGCACAACUGCAAAAUCAUGAACCUUUGAAGACCAGAAAUUUGCUUCUUGGUUGUCCGAACUCCAGACUUUUUCCCCACUUUCUUCCCUGUCUCUACAGCUUUCUUUAUUUGGGUUCUACUGUAUGGAGCUCUCACUCUCCCACUGUUCUUCCCUUGGAAUUUCAGCUGUAAAUCCUCAUUGCAAGGCCUCAUCUUGUCACCCCAAGGCAAUACCCAGUAAGCUCAAUGCCAAGCAUUUUGAUUUGUCUUUGAGAUGCUCCAAAUAUGCUGUUUCAGUUGGGCUUUACGGUUAUUCAAGUUGCUCAAAACAUGUUCCAGCUAGGAAAUUCAAGCGUAAUUCAAUCCGGGCUUGCAGUCAAGUUGGUGCUGCUGGGUCUGAUCCAAUGCUGAACAAGAUUUCGUCUUUCAGAGAUGCGUGCUGGAGGUUUUUAAGGCCCCAUACUAUACGUGGAACGGCCCUAGGAUCAGCUGCUUUGGUGGGAAGAGCAUUAAUUGAGAAUUCAAAUUUGAUCAAGUGGUCCCUGGUGCUGAAGGCAUUCUCCGGUCUUAUAGCUCUGAUAUGUGGAAAUGGUUAUAUAGUUGGCAUCAAUCAGAUCUAUGAUAUUGGCAUUGACAAGGUAAAUAAACCCUACUUACCCAUAGCUGCAGGGGAUCUCUCAGUUCAAUCAGCAUGGUUCUUGGUGAUAUUUUUUUCAGUGACUGGCCUUCUGAUUGUUGGAUACAACUUUGGCCAAUUUAUCACAUCGCUUUACUCACUUGGUCUUUUCCUGGGCACUAUCUAUUCAGUUCCUCCAUUUAGAAUGAAGAGAUUUCCUGUUGCAGCAUUUCUAAUAAUUGCCACGGUGAGGGGUUUCCUUCUCAAUUUUGGGGUGUACUAUGCUACAAGAGCUGCUCUUGGACUUCCAUUUCAGUGGAGUGCACCCGUGGCAUUUAUCACUACUUUCGUAACAUUGUUUGCACUUGUUAUUGCCAUAACCAAGGAUCUUCCAGAUGUAGAAGGAGAUCGCAAAUUUCAAAUAUCAACAUUAGCAACGAAGCUUGGAGUUAGAAAUAUUGCAUUUCUUGGUUCCGGACUUCUACUGGUGAAUUAUGUUGCUGCUGUGUUGGCUGCAAUAUACAUGCCUCAGGCUUUCAGGCGUAGUUUAAUGGUACCUGCUCAUAUCUUUUUGGCGGUCUGCUUGAUUUUUCAGACACGGGUGUUGGAACAAGCAAAUUACACAAAGGAAGCAAUCGCGGGGUUCUAUCGUUUCAUAUGGAAUCUCUUCUAUGCAGAGUAUGCGAUUUUCCCCUUCGUGUAGAAUCCUAAUCUCCACCCUUCAUACUUUUUGUUUUGCAAAUUUUUAUUUUCACAGAGGGAGAGUAGUCACGUUAAGUAUCUAAAUGAACUUCCCAUCUAAUAUUCAUUGCAUCUUUUAACAACGCUAUCUUGAAUUAGUUCUUAUGCAAAUAAAUAAAUUCAAUAGAAAACAAA